Molecule: messenger RNA, 1280 nt
Organism: Mytilinidion resinicola
Lineage: Eukaryota; Fungi; Ascomycota; Dothideomycetes; Mytilinidiales; Mytilinidiaceae
Product: SURF4-domain-containing protein
Exons: 5
Coding region: 97-1008 (303 amino acids)
Biological process (GO): Golgi organization
Cellular component (GO): membrane; endoplasmic reticulum; endoplasmic reticulum-Golgi intermediate compartment
Source: RefSeq, a predicted model, not a curated record
CAACCACCACAGUGCCCCACGCCAACACCAACGACUCUUCGCCCCUCGCCCACCUUUCUCCCCUCUUCGCCGCCUCCAGUCUCUUGCACAGCAAACAUGGCGCAGAUACGAGGCACGGCCGGCUACCACCUCGGCAACCAGAGUCCCUUUGGCAACCCGGGCAGGAGCUCUGCCACAGACGACCCGAGUCCGCUGGACCAGCUCCGAGAGCAGACGAACAAGGUCGAGGAGUGGUUAGACACCGUGUCAGACCCCAUCAAGCCCUAUCUACCAGCAAUUGGACGAUUCCUAAUCGUCGUGACAUUCUUAGAAGAUGCGCUGCGCAUUCUCACCCAGUGGAACGACCAGCUCACAUACCUACAUACCUACCGGGGGAUCUAUAAUGGCCUGACACACCUCUUCCUCAUCGUAAACAUCGUCGCCAUGGUCGCGUGCUCCUUCAUGAUUAUCGUUCGAAAACACUCGGAUUAUGGCGUCGCAGGGUUGAUGGGCGUGGUUGUGUUGCAAGGAGUUGGAUACGGACUAGUUUUUGACCUCAAUUUCUUCCUCCGCAAUCUGUCUGUCAUGGGCGGGCUCCUCAUGGUGCUUUCCGAUUCGUGGGUGCGCAAGAGGUUUGCGCCAGCCGGACUACCACAGAUUGAUGAGAAGGACCGCAAGAUGUAUUUCCAACUGGCAGGAAGGAUCCUGUUGAUCUUCCUAUUCAUUGGCUUUGUCUUCCGCGGCGACUGGAGCUUCUGGAGAGUCCUAGUCAGCAUUAUAGGCUUCGGAGCCUGCGUCAUGGUCGUUGUGGGCUUCAAAUCAAAAUGGAGCGCCAUUAUGCUGGUUAUCAUUCUCAGCAUCUUCAAUGUGCUGGUCAACAACUUCUGGACGCUCCAUCCUCACCAUCCCCACAAGGACUUCGCCAAAUACGAUUUCUUCCAGAUCCUAUCCAUUGUUGGUGGUCUCCUUCUCCUAGUCAACAUGGGGCCCGGACAAUUCAGUGUAGACGAGAAGAAGAAGGUCUAUUAAACAAGUUCGAUUUGAGCAGCGGGGGUUCAUCAAUUAGUGACAAGCAGAGCUCAGUCAGCAGAGUCACAAUUUCAUUUAUUAUUGUGAGAACGAUAAACGGAGGCGAGGUAUGACACCCAAAAACAUGGCGUGGAGUCCGGAUGGCUGCGUCGUAGAUCAUCGAGAAGGCGUUUAUUAUAUCGCGAAUUGGAUUUCCUCUUGGUCCGCAGUGGUGCCUGUGGACUUGAUAGCAUAUUUGCUGAUGUUUUUCUCUAUACAAGUUAAGUAUGCAG